This is a messenger RNA of Exaiptasia diaphana, 2285 nucleotides long. RefSeq lists its product as uncharacterized. The record is from RefSeq and is a predicted model, not a curated record. The transcript is spliced from 7 exons. Bases 2 to 1471 code for a protein of 489 amino acids. NCBI's taxonomy places the organism in Eukaryota, Metazoa, Cnidaria, Anthozoa, Actiniaria, Aiptasiidae.
AAUGUUAUUUUAUAGUUUACGUCAAAGUGGAGCCCCUUUAGUUCAACUUGCCAUUGAAGAGGGCCAUGAUUUGUCACCUUGGAUGAGUGCCAUCAUGGCAGCUGCUGUGCGCCGCAGUAAUUCCUACCGACCUAUUAGUCCCUUGGAAAAGGCCUUUACUUUAUCACAACCACAGACACUCAAAUCACCUUAUGGCUAUAUGAAGAUCAACAUUCCAUCAAAUGACAAUGAAGAUGGAGGGAGUACUUAUGAAGUACCAAUGGAGUCCUUCUCUGAAAUGUUCAAGAUCACUGGUUACCAGUCUACUCCUGUCCAUGAAAGCGAGGCAUACAAUCCACCUUUACCACCAUUACCCAUUGACUCUGACUCAUCAUCAGAAACUAGUUCUGAUUAUGCAGAUGGUGAAGAUGCAGUUACUUCAAGCAAACAGUUAGAACAAGGACUUUUUGAUAGAAAAAGGCAAUCUUUGUUGGAUGAUGGCACUGACAGCCCUAGUGAUCAGAGUAAUCACUGCCUUAGUUUCAGUGAGUCAUUUGUUAGUGAUGAGGCCAAGUGUGAAAAGGUUGUAAGAAAAAGGUCUUCUAAAGCCCUGAGUAAUGCUAGUUUGGAUUCAGGGGGUUCUGGUUCAGAAAUUACCGCCAAACAACAGUAUACUAGAAAAUCAAGUAUUUCCAAUGGUCCACGGACAAAGAGGAGAAGAAAGCAGACAUCUGCUGAAAGUGAAGCCAAGUUUUUACAGGACCCUCUAGCCAUUCAUAGUGGAGUACUGUUUCAAAAGCGGCCCCUUGGUGUCUGGUCGAAGCGAUACUGUAAACUAAUGCAUAAACAAAUACUGUGUUACAGGCAUGCUGAUGACAUAAAGCCGUCACUAACAAUUGAUCUCCUUGACCAUGACAUCAGUUUGAUCGAUAGCAAGGAAUCCAAGAAAGCAUAUGGAUUUAAAGUAUCUCACCCCAGCCUAGAAAGUUACAGUUUUGCCACAGACUCCAGGGUGGCUGUGGAAAGAUGGAUUGAGCUACUAUCCCUGGCAGCUACAGGCAGACAUGACAUUAUAGCUCCUUACCCACCGUACUUUAAGGCUGACUCAUCUGAUGAACAACAAUUAACAAAGUCGCACGAUUCCUUGAAUUUUGAUGAGGAUGCCCUUGAAAGUGGUGAUGCUACUGACUUCACUAGUCAUAGAAGUAGGAUAGAUGACGACACCAGUUGUUUUGCUGCAGAUGAACUGGACGAGGAGUUGUCUAGUGAUGCCAGGGACGAUAGUUCACAUCACAAGUUAACUCAACGUCGUGUUAAGUCACCACCACGUAGAUCAACUCGUCACGUUAAAGUCGGAGUACGAGAAAGAGCUCUAAGGAGAAAAGACGACAAGAAGACGAAUGAAACGUCGAGCAAAGAUUCUUCGUACGUUGAUCAAAGAAUACUUACUAGUGAUUCGGGAGGUGAAGGCAAACUUGAUAACAGGGUAUGAAUUACAUGACCGUUCAAUUGGUAGCGAUAUAUGUGGAAUGUUGUAUUGAUAUAUUCUUGAUGAUUGGUCACAGUAUCUGUGUAGCUUUGAUGUGGUGAGAGUUAGAUGGAUUGCUGUGCUGUUGUAUAGAUGUAAAGUUGACACAAGUGUAUGUGAUAUGUGAAACGUUUUGAGGUGGCGGUGUAUUGGUUUGAUUUGCGUCUUGAAGGAUGGACGCGUUAUCGGUCGGUAGAUGUGUUGUAUCUAUGGUAUUUUAUGUUGUUUAGUUGUUCGUUGUGUUCAUUUUAAUAGUUGUUUGGCAUUUUGGUACAUGGAGAAGUGAUGUGCGCUCUACAAUCACAAUGCAUUUGGGCUUCUUUUAUUAUCAGUGUGAACCAAUGUUGUUUGACUGUUUAAGCUCACUUUCAUGUGAUCUUUUUUUGUCUAGWACAUAGUAUUUUAAUUAGAGAUUCUGAAUGUCUCAAGCGAGACAUUAUUGAAUUGAUUGGUUUUCUUGUGCCAACAAAAAAAAAAACGGCUGCCUGUAUAGUGCCGAAACGGUACUAAGAUCAGUUUGCGAACCCAUAAUUUUUCGUCUCUUCUGUCAAUCACCUCACAGUUCCGCGAAUAAGAUUCUUCGUAAUCAGCAUUAGCUAAUCACAUAGUGAGAAUGAACCUUCUGGUGUCGCGAUAGAAUGUGAUCUGCAAUGAUAUUCAUUCAAACUAUCAUUACUUAUCUCCAACAACUGUGAGCUAUUCAUCUCAGGCCCAUCGAACUGUCAAUUUGAUUACUUUUUACCGACUUCGCAUUACUGGAACCAUAAUUUUUAUAAUG